Molecule: messenger RNA, 688 nt
Organism: Plasmodium vivax (malaria parasite P. vivax)
Lineage: Eukaryota; Apicomplexa; Aconoidasida; Haemosporida; Plasmodiidae
Exons: 2
Biological process (GO): metabolite repair
Molecular function (GO): ATP-dependent NAD(P)H-hydrate dehydratase activity
Source: RefSeq, a predicted model, not a curated record
AUGAGCGCCUUAAAACUCGGAGCUGAUUUAUCCUUCGUCAUAACAGCCCCGGAAAAUGGGAUCCCCCUCAAGUGCUACAGCCCAGAGCUAAUUGUCUACCCAUAUCUGUACAGCCAAAAGUCAAAAAUAAGCAAAAUCCCCGGGGACGAAUUACAAAAAUGCGUAGACUAUUUGUCCAAUCGAAUUGACUGUUGUGUUCUUGGGCCAGGUCUUGGCUCCAUCGAUGAGGUGACCAAAGAUUGCCUCAUCUGUAUAAUUAAAAAAAUGGUAAAAAAAAACGUCUUCCUAAUUCUCGACGCAGAUAUGAUUGAAUUUGCCUUAACCAAUAAAGAGGUACUUUGCUUAAUACAAAAUUAUGAGCACUGCCUUUUUACGCCAAAUAAAAAUGAGUUUAGGAAAAUGAUUUUUCUCCUCUCGGAGGAUGACCCAAAUUUGACGCUUGAGCAUCUGACCACGGACAGAGUUGUUCAUCACGGUCAUAAGUUGAUGGGCAUCCUUGAUGGUCCAAAGAUACUGAUUAAGGGUCUCCACGACGUGUUUAUUUCCAGGGAUUUUUUUUUCGUCUCCUCCGUUGAGGACCCCUGUUUGAAGAGGCCGGCGGGGCUGGGCGACGUGCUGGUGAGCGCGACGCGGCUGCCUUGCGGUUGGCACGAGCGGACAUGCACGCGAUUUAAACCCGCUGAUCAGC